Molecule: messenger RNA, 3633 nt
Organism: Guillardia theta CCMP2712
Lineage: Eukaryota; Cryptophyceae; Pyrenomonadales; Geminigeraceae
Exons: 10
Coding region: 1-3633 (1210 amino acids)
Source: RefSeq, a predicted model, not a curated record
AUGCGUGACGUUGUAGAUGGCGAGGGCUCGGCGAUGGUGAGACGCGUCGAGAGGAGGAUGGAGAGAGCGUCUGCUCUUGCCCGCGCUCUCCUCCUCUUGCUCGCUUGCCAUGCGGCUCGUGGAAGGAUGUUGUCAGCGACGAUGCGCUGGGAGAGGGUGGGGGCUACUCCGCAAGAGCUCGUGCCACCUUCAUGCAUGGACAUCCAGUUGGGACCGAGUGGGGGAUGCUCGACAUACAACCAUAGACGGCUGUUGCACACUGUAGAAGCCGUCUUCAACGUAUCAGCGUUCUCCUCCACUCCUAGCCCUGGAAGCCUGGCGCAGACGAAUCAAGCAGCACAGUUCUGUUGGAUGGACGGAACUCAGCCGAAGAAAUGUGAAAACAUGCAGUUCAAAAUCCUGUCGGUCAGGUCGUACGGCAACGCUGUCCUCGUCUACACGAUCUAUCAGAAGGUCGUCCAACAUUCUGGCGCUUCCUGGAACUCUACCGUGUCGUUUGAGGGCAAUGGUUUGAAGCGGUAUGCUCAAUGCACGCAGACCGGUUACUAUAUGGAUUACGCGUGUUUGGCUCCCGACCUUGGCUCCAGUGAACUCACUUGUAAAUUUUGUCUUGACAACUUCGCAGCUUCAGACAUCUACCUCAGCUCUCUCGUCAUUUUUGCUGACUUCUGCUCUUCGCCCAACAGCACCUGCUCUUCUUGUUCCCCCACCGGUACCCUGCCGUCGACUGGAGGAUGCUUGAAUCCCUGGGAGCAAACCUUCGAGAAGACGUAUCAGUUGUAUCCGGUCACGAAUCAUCACUCUCCUGCUAUUACCAUGCUCCCCAUCGUCACGAUCCCGAUCCUCGUCAACCAAAAUUCGACAACCACGAUUGAAGUCCCUGCUGUCGAUGUCGAUGGCAGAGGAAGGCCUCUGACUUGCUCUUCCACCAGCCCGUGCAACAAUGUCCAGAUGAAAUGGGACAUGAAAGGCUGCCCCCCCUGUCCCACGGGCACCCGUGGGACAGGGUCCUGCCCGGCCUGUACGGCCACAAGCUAUCCACCUGGCUGGAACGCUGAUUACAUCCUUACCCUUCACUCGGACGCCUUGCGCGACUCAACAACGACCUUGACGGCUAGCGAUACCCUGUCAGAGUGGAAGCUCUCUUCGCGGGACGACGGUGACGGGGGAGGCAUCAACGUGGAGGUCAGGGGGGUGAUGUUGGUGACAACUAACGUCAGGACUCCGAACAUGAUGGUUUUCUAUCCGGUGAGAUUUUUGGUGUCGGAUCCCUUCAACGUCUCUGUGCCCAUCGAGUUCAUGAUCUCUCUCUGUCCCUCCAUCGUCCCCUACACGCUCGACAGUCAGGGGAUCUCAGUCUCAACCGCCACCAGCACCAAAGUGCUGGCUCCAGUGUUUGUGAGCUACAACAACUCCCGCCUCUCUCCUCCUGUCAAGAAGGUGACCUGUGUAGCAAACGAGCCUUGCUCCUUCGUCGUCACGGCCGUCCCGUUCACCGUAAGCGAUACCUCCUUCCCCUGCCUGUGGAGCUCGACCGUCGCUACCAGCCGAUGUGACCAGAAGAUCAACACGGACGGCAACAUCGAGUACGACCUGGAGCACGCGUCCGUUCAAGGUUGUUUUCGCAAGACAACAGGCUCCUCCUUCGACCUCAAGUGUCACUCCUUCAACGAGUCGACGGUGGCGGCAGGGGUGAAGGCCCUGACCGUGUCAGUGUUCGGGCAGCGGACAUCCAUGGCCGGGCCGUCAGAGUUUGACAUCGGGAGGAAACUCUCGUUGUGCUUCCAGGCCCGCUGCUCGACCUGCCGAUCGAGCUGCUACAGCCUCCCUCACUGUGUGGUGGUGGAGAUAGUCGGUCACUUCCCUCGGUUCACCAUCCCAGAGGAUGCUUCAGGAUGCUUCUUCAAGACUUUUCAGACCCUCGACAACGUGCUGCAGGGAGUCCCCGAUGUCUCGACGUUGCGAUCGACGUGCACGGAGCUUCAAGCCUGUUGGAAAGAGGAGAAGACAGUCCUGCUGUCCUCGUCCUCCCUCGGGAACGAUGACGGGAACUCGUCCCUGUACGGAGCAGCCGCUGCAGCAGAGUUCCAAUUUGAGGCCUUCGACGACGAUCGAGGGGAGACAGUGGAGCUGCAGGUGCUCAACGACACGAACCGUUCCAACGUCUACUUCCUCGACGACUCUGUCCACUCCAUCUCCCUCUACACUCACCACCCCUCCUCCUCCUGCGAUCGGCGCCCGUCCAGCCUCCUGCACGUCUACGAUGAGACCUGUAGGACGGCCCUUGUCUAUCUGAACGUGUCUGAAGGACUUCCUGGCGAAUAUUUCUACAGUCAGUUCAUCUCUCCUCGCGUCGCUUGCCUGCUCGCCACAGACAACCAGGCAGUCUACCGAGGCAGGGGCCUCAACAACACUUCCCUCCGCUGUCACUCCAUCAACUUCCAAGGCCCCCCCGUCUUCCUCCGCCACUCUUCCAACCUCCUCGACUCUCCCUUCCCUGCUCAAGAUCUGAACAUGAUGGGCAACGGCACCAGCCUCUUCUCAGCCUACGUAGGAAGGCAGGUCGCGUUCAGCAUGCGAGCAAGGGAUCCAAACUCUGGAGACGACGUCGAGAUUGUCACUCUAGAGGAUCCCGGCCUUCCAACUGCCUCCCAGCUCACCCCCAGCUCCUGUGUUAGCAUAACCACCCCCUCGGGUCAGAACGUCUCGGGGGGUCCCGGGUCGUGUGUGGAGGCGGUCAGGCAGCUGAGGUGGACGCCCAUGGGAGGAGAGGACGGAAGGGUGUACAGGUUCUGCUUCCUCGCCAAGGACUCUUCCUCCAUCUGCCUCCAAACGUUCCCUCACCUCCUCUCCUCCCCGAGCCGCCUCGCGACUUCCCGCGGCUUCUACGGCCUCCCGCACUGUGUCAAGGUCGAAGUCCAACCAGCGAUCGUCUCCUGGUCCAACGAAACGAUCGCUUCCUCCCAGGGCACAGUCGUGGCGGCGCAUGUCGGCUGCCAGGAGCGCUACUACUUCUUCGCUUCCUCCGAUCACUACCUCGUCGAGAUCCUCCCCAGCUCCUCCACUCCCCUCCUGGACGGCAUGACUCUGCUCUCCUCCUCCUCCCUCCUCAGCACUGCUACCCAGACUGUCCUUCAGUGGAGCCCUCCUAUAGGGACCGAGGGCUCGGUGACGAGGAUGUGUAUGGUCCUCAGAGCACGAGGAUUCGGUGGAGGAGCCUUUGGGGACCCUCAGACGAUCUACGCAGGAGGAGGAGGAGGAGGAGAACGAUGCCUCGUUAUUCACGUUCAGCGCUGCAAGUACUGCAUUGCUACAGGGGAGACUCUCCUGUCUCAGAUGCGCUUCUUUCUUCCCGGCAUGAAUUGGCUUCGCCUGUGGGCGGUGAACGGCAACGAGGAUGGAGACCCGCGAACGCCGACCAUCGAAGAUCCCUUCUUUGUUGCGACUGACGGCAACUCGACUGUCCUCAACGUGGGAAUGAUCUACCGGACCAAGAAGGGAGAAACCUUGCUUGACGUGUCCUCCCGCUUCCACACGAAUCUCGUCAGCCUGCUGCAGCUCAACCCGGACCUCGACACCUCCAACUUCUCACUGCCAGCAGGACAAGAAGUCUGUGUAAUCCCAUGCUCAUAA